Molecule: messenger RNA, 1647 nt
Organism: Neurospora tetrasperma FGSC 2508
Lineage: Eukaryota; Fungi; Ascomycota; Sordariomycetes; Sordariales; Sordariaceae
Exons: 6
Coding region: 1-1647 (548 amino acids)
Biological process (GO): transmembrane transport
Molecular function (GO): transmembrane transporter activity
Source: RefSeq, a predicted model, not a curated record
AUGACUCUUCCAUCAUAUCGCCAUGACAGCAACGAGAAUAAUGACGUCCAUUCCCUUUCAGACAUCACCGAGGAGAUUCACAGGACUGAUCGAACCGUCUCCAACAAGAGUAAACAACAACACCAACAAAUACAAGAGGAACAUUCGGAGACAGUUCAACACGGUUCAAGGUCACCAGUUCGCCGAAUUCUUCUUACAUUCACCAUAUGCGCCGGUCUAAUGUUUUCGUGCCUGGAUACCUCCAUCGUUUCGACUGCCUUGGUUUCCAUAUCGCUGGAUUUGGGGGAUGCUCAAGACGCUCCUUGGACCAUUCUAGGAUACCUUCUAACAUACAUGAGCUUUGCCGUCGGUUUCUCCAAAGUGAGCGACAUCUACGGUCGACGAAACCUUCUCGCCAUAGCAUGGGUUUUCUUUGCGGGAUUCUCAGUGUGGUGUGCCCUUGCCGGGUCAAUGAAACAACUGAUCGCAGCGCGAGCACUUCAGGGGAUUGGCGGCUCGGGUCUUUAUAGCUUGGCACAGUGUCCCUUGCGGCGCGCUCGCCCUCAUAGGUAUUUACUCACUCUGGCCGGACGACCGUCGACGGCAAUACGACGGAUGGACGGGUAUCCGCAAAAUCGACUUUGUUGUUAUCAUCUGGUCUUUGGUGAUAGCUGGGCUGAGCUGGAUUCUUUUGGGGGUCUGGGAAACCUAUCUGUUCUACGGGCGGAAUCAUCACAUCCAGCCGAUAUUCCCCGUGCGGCUGGCGACAGGCCGCGUUUAUCUGUCAACGAUCAUGUAUGUCUCGGCCCACGCCCCGCUUCGGAUUCAUCAAGACAACACUAUCGUCGUACGCAACUUGCACUAACUAGAAUUUGCAGAGUCACAUUCCUCACGGGUCUGGUCUAUAUUUCCCUGGUCAUCAAAAUCCCCGAGCGAUUCCAAGUCAUCUACGGCGACAGCGCGCUUCGAGCCGGCAUCCAUCUCCUCCCGAUGUUGGGGUCGUGUGCUUUCGGAUCUACUCUAGCUGGAAGCAUCUCCAAGAAACGGAACCUCACAAGUCAUACUCUUACAUCCGGAAAUUCUCUCCAGGUGAUUGGGUUGGGUCUAGUAUAUCGGUUUUCAAACACGACAGAGCGAGGCGAUAUCCGAUAUAUACUGGGGUUCACGGCCAUAUACGGGCUCGGUGUCGGCUUGUGCUUCGCCGCCUGUACAAUGAUCGCGGCUAUCGAGGCUCGCCAUGGAGAUCUAGCAGCUGCACAAGGCGCCGUUGCGCAGGUGCGAGUACUUGGCGGCUCGCUAGGUCUGAGCAUCUGCACCAUCAUAUUCAACGACAUAUUACAGACAUCUCUAGGCCCUGCCACGGAGGCUGGUAGAUUUCCCGCAACCGUUCUAGACCAGCUUCAUAGAAGCCCGCUGGCCGUGUUCAUGCUUCCGCCCGAACAGCAAAUUUUGGUCAAGAAAGUGUACUCGGACGCGUUCAGAUAUCAGAUGCUCCUCAUGAUGGCGGUGGUAGCAGUGGCCGUUCUGGCUAGCCUAGGGACAUAUAGGUCGAAACCGCCGGCCGUUGUUGACUCGAUGAUUCACCACAAGGUGUUGGCGGCACGACCUAGCGAUACAGAGUUGGAAAGCGCGAGUAGUGUUCGCUCGCUGGUUCGUGGGGUUAGCUGA